Messenger RNA from Malania oleifera, 3257 nucleotides. RefSeq names its product conserved oligomeric Golgi complex subunit 4. Lineage: Eukaryota; Viridiplantae; Streptophyta; Magnoliopsida; Santalales; Ximeniaceae. The record is from RefSeq and is a predicted model, not a curated record. The transcript has 4 exons. Bases 847 to 3099 code for a protein of 750 amino acids.
AAGCCCACUGCCCACAGUCCGUUAGUCCCUCCCUCGGAGUUCCUCCCACUCCUAGGUCAGCCCAAUCCCAAAUCUCAAAUCCUAUUAGGGUUUCAUUGAUUCAAAGUUCAAACUUUCAAUUCCAGCUGCGUAGCCGCAUCCCACGACGAUGACGAUUCCCACUACCACUGCCAUAGCCGACUGCCACCCAUGGCCACGAGCCACGAUUCCCUCACCCAGUCUUCCGUCGCGGCCUCACCCAGUCACUCGCCCAUUCGGCCCUCGCUAGCUAUCAUGAAAUUGCUGGUAUUUUCCUCCACGCAGUAGUGGUUUAUUUAGUCUGCCCGCUUACCUUCCCAAUUCUUGCCGCCCCUCCAAAAUAAUUUCCAAUCUCCUUUCUCCAAAUGAAAAUCCAAAAAUCUGCAGCAGCGGUGCUUCUUUCCUAACUUUUGUUCGAUCUCCAGGCCCUUGCUUUCAAGCCCUCUGAUGAGGUGUGGGCGAGCUAUUGAUAAGCUGCAACAUAUGAAAGGUUGUAGAAUUUUGAUUGGAUACUCAUUGCAGAGUAUACACCCAGCGAAACCCUCACCAAAUACCUAUUCAUCCUUUCCAUUUUUCUUACCUAAUCCCUCCUUAAAAGCAUUGCAAAUUGUAGCAGAUAUAAGGUAUAAAAAUUGGUUACGAGCCUGGAGACGGCAGUGUUAUAGAAAGCAACUUUUCCAGACACCAGCGCAUGGGGCAUACUGAUUACCUUCCUUCCGUUCAUCCUUAAUUUCAUAUUUUGUUUCUCAAAAUCAAAUCAAAUUUGACAAAAAACAAAAACUCUCACUUCCUCACAGUACUUGGUCGUCGUUGAGGCAAGCCAAAGAAAUGGCGUCGCCGACGACGCCCAACGGAUCACUGACAGUCGCCGAAGAAGAUCAGGACACCGCUUCUACUACCACUUCAUCGUCUGUGAAAUUUGGCACUCCGGAGGCGCUGGAACAGGUGCGCAAGCUUACCGACGUCGGCGCCAUGACCCGUCUCCUCCACGAAUGCAUUGCCUACCAGCGAGCCCUAGAUCUGCAACUCGAGAGCCUCCUUUUCCAACGCACUGAUCUCGACAAACAGCUCUCCUCUCUCCAGAAAUCCGCCCAUGUCCUCGACAUCGUCAAGGCUGACGCCGAUUACAUGCUGUCCAACGUCCGUUCUACCUGCGACCUCGCCGAUCAGGUCAGCGGCAAAGUCCGGGAGCUCGAUCUCGCUCAGUCCCGCGUCAAUGAGACCUUGUCUCGCAUCGACGCCAUCGUUGAGAGGGGUAAUUGCAUAGAAGGGGUCAAGAAGGCUCUCGAAUCCGAAGAUUAUGAAUCGGCUGCCAGGUACGUGCAGACGUUUCUUGAGAUCGAUGCCAAGUAUAAAGACUCGGGUUCGGACCAGAGGGAGCAGCUUCUGGCGUCGAAGAAGCAGCUGGAAGGAAUUGUUCGCAAGAGGCUGUCGGCUGCCGUCGACCAGCGAGACCACCCGGCGAUUCUUCGGUUCAUUCGUCUCUUCUCGCCGCUGCGGCUGGAGGAGGAAGGAUUGCAGGUGUACGUGGGUUAUCUAAAGAAAGUGAUUUCCAUGAGAUCCAGGCUAGAAUUUGAGAAUUUGGUGGAAUUGAUGGAGCAGACUUCUGGGAAUCAACCGCAGGUCAAUUUUGUGGGCUGUUUAACAAAUUUGUUCAAGGACAUUGUGUUGGCAGUGGAAGAAAAUGAUGAGAUUUUGCGUAGCCUUUGCGGGGAAGACAGUAUAGUGUAUGCAAUUUGUGAGCUUCAAGAAGAGUGUGAUUCGCGAGGUUCUCUAAUUUUGAGGAAGUAUAUGGAAUACCGGAAAUUGUCUAAAUUAACUUCGGAAAUUAAUUCAUACAAGAAUAAUUUGCUCCCUGUUGGAGGCGCUGAAGGGCCCGACCCGAGGGAGAUUGAGUUGUACUUGGAGGAGAUACUAUCACUGAUGCAGUUGGGUGAGGAUUACACAGAAUUUAUGGUGUCCAAGAUUAAGGGGCUGGCUUCUGUUGAUCCGGAGCUUGGUCCGCGAGCCACAAAAGCUUUUAGGAGCGGAAGUUUUAGCAGAGUGGUCCAAGAUAUAACUGGAUAUUAUGUUAUAUUAGAGGGAUUUUUUAUGGUGGAAAACGUGAGGAAAGCUAUAAAUAUUGAUGAGCAUGUACCGGAUAGCCUAACAACUUCUAUGGUGGACGAUGUGUUCUAUGUCUUGCAGAGUUGCUGCAGGAGGGCAAUAUCCACUUCCAACAUUAACUCGGUAAUUGCUGUUCUGACUGGUGCUGUGAGUUUGUUGAGCAAUGAGUACAAGGAAGCAUUGCAACAGAAGAUGAGAGAGCCAAAUCUUGGGUCAAAGCUAUUCUUGGGUGGUGUUGGCGUGCAGAAGACUGGAAUGGAGAUUGCAACUGUUUUAAAUAAUAUGGACGUGAGUAGUGAGUAUGUCUUGAAACUUCGGCAUGAGAUUGAGGAGCAAUGCGCAGAGGCAUUCCCUGCACCAGCUGAUAGAGAGAAGGUAAAAUCUUGUUUAUCUGACUUUGGUGAUAUGAGCAACAGUUUCAAGCAAGCCUUGACUGCUGGGAUGGAGCAACUAGUGGCAACUGUGACACCAAGAAUCCGGCCUGUAUUAGAUAGUGUGGCAACCAUCAGUUAUGAGCUGUCCGAGGCUGAGUAUGCAGAUAAUGAGGUGAAUGAUCCGUGGGUCCGGCGACUCCUCCAUGCUGUUGAGACCAACGCUGCAUGGCUCCAGCCAGUGAUGACCGCCAACAACUAUGACUCAUUUGUUCAUAUGGUCAUUGACUUCAUCACAAAGAGGCUUGAAGUCAUAAUGAUGCAGAAAAGGUUCAGUCAGCUUGGAGGUCUUCAGCUUGACCGGGAUGCAAGGGCACUGGUCAGCCAUUUCUCUGGAAUAACUCAGAGGACUGUUAGGGACAAGUUUGCCCGUCUCACCCAAAUGGCAACGAUCCUUAACUUGGAGAAAGUCUCUGAGAUUCUGGAUUUCUGGGGUGAAAACUCCGGACCCAUGACCUGGAGGCUUACUCCUGCUGAGGUGAGGAGAGUGUUGGGUCUGAGGGUUGAUUUCAAACCUGAAGCUAUUGCUGCUCUUAAAUUGUAAUAUCCUCUUCUGAACUUGACGGUUUCCCCAUAAUUUGAGUUUUGUUUAGUUUCUACUCCUUUUACCCCUGAAGAAAUUUUUUUUUAUAGAGCCAGUUGAGCAAACUUACAAAAUGUAUUGAUUAUAGAAAUGAUUUAUCCAGUGGCCCCUGUAUCUCA